GCGCUGUUAUUGGUCUCCAGAGGUAUUCGGAGGUAUCCCAGAAUGCCUGCUCAGCCACUCUGCUCAUCAGUUCAAACUCUACUGCCCUGGCCUCAGGUGACCCGCCCUUUAAAUGCCCUGGGAAUUUUAAAAAUCCCCUUCCUGUUUGCUCAGCCAGGUGUGGAGUGCAAUCAGUGAAUCUUUCCAGGUGACCAUGCCUCCACGCCCCAAACGAGCCCCAGCAUGAAGCAAUGGCGAGUUGCUGGACCUCAUCAGUGUUGGGGGGAGGAAGCUGUGCAGUCACAACUGCACUCCAGCCGUAGGAAUUACGAUACCUAUGGGCAGAUAUCAAGGGCCAUACUGGAAAGGGGCCAUGACCGGGACGCAGUGCAGUGCAGGAUUAAAGAGCUGUGGAGUGCCUACUGCAAAGCCCGCGAGGGAAACCGCCGCUCAGGUGCUGCCCCCACGACCUGCCGUUUUUACAAGGAGCUGGAUGCGAUACUUGAGGGUGACCCCACUGCCAAUCCAAGGACCACGAUGGACAGUUCAGAGCAGGGAGAGGAGAGGGAGGUGGGGGGAAGGGAGGAAACCGAGAGUGAGGGUACUGGGGAGGAGGGAGACACCCUGGAGUCCCAGGAAGCAUGCAGCCAGGAGCUCUUCUCAAGCCAGGAGGAAGCUAGCCAGUCACAGCAGCUGGAACUUGUUGGACAAGCAGAGGAGCGGGUUCCCAUCUCCUUGACUACUCGACUGCCCAUAUCAUCGACUGUUCAGAGGCUACAAAACCUCAGGAAGAAGCCAAGAAAAAGCAAAGAAGACAUGCUGAAAGCAGUUAUGGAUCACUCUGCCAGAGAGAGUAAAAAACUGCAGGACUGGAGGGAAAGGGAAAGCAGGAUCCGCCAGAGAAACACAGAGGCUAAGAAGAAAAGCACAAAGCAGCUGAUAAGCAUCCUGGCGCGCCAAGCGGACUCUAUCCAGUCACUCGUAGCCAUGCAGGCAUAGCACUACCGUGGCGGCCCCCCCCUUCCCAAAGCUCUUUCCUUUGUGCCUCA
Molecule: messenger RNA, 1028 nt
Organism: Gopherus flavomarginatus (Mexican gopher tortoise)
Lineage: Eukaryota; Metazoa; Chordata; Testudines; Testudinidae
Product: zinc finger protein with KRAB and SCAN domains 2-like
Exons: 4
Coding region: 223-978 (251 amino acids)
Source: RefSeq, a predicted model, not a curated record